Molecule: messenger RNA, 923 nt
Organism: Danio aesculapii
Lineage: Eukaryota; Metazoa; Chordata; Actinopteri; Cypriniformes; Danionidae
Gene: cimap1d
Product: CIMAP1 family member D
Exons: 5
Coding region: 1-912 (303 amino acids)
Cellular component (GO): cytoskeleton
Source: RefSeq, a predicted model, not a curated record
AUGAGUGAAACAGAAAAGAAACGUCCAGUCAUUGCUGGCAGAGAAAGAGUAUCAGAGAAGAUAGCCAAAGGCAUUGUCUGUCCUCCACUCCAGGAAAAACCAUCACGCCACUGCGAUGAGCUCACAUUCCUGCUGGGCCGCAUCUACAGGGGCUGUGCAUAUGUUGGGUGGUUGCAUGACUAUGCUGUUUCUCAUGGCUGUUUUCUAGGGCCAGGGCCUGGUCGAUACAUCCUUCCACCGGCGAUUGGCUUUGUGGGCCAUGAUUUCACCAAGUCAACAAGUCCUGCUUAUACCUUUCAUGGAAGAAUGAGUAACAACAUGCAUAACAUUGACUGCAGUCCAGGGCCUAAAUAUCAUAUUGAUGCCAAGCUGACUCGCUUUGGAAGAGACGGCACUCCUGCUUACUCCUUACAUGGCAGGAUGGAAAGUCAAGGUGGGAUCCUCUCUACUCCAGGCCCAGGAACAUACAGUCCUGAAAAAGCUUCUCUUUCCAGCACCCAUCGCAAGCCGCCAUCCUACACCAUGGGUUACCGUACUCAGUAUCGCUCUAUUGAUGCUGUGCCGGCCCCAAACAAAUACACACUUCCUUCUCUCAUAGGAUCCAAUGUCCUGACCAAAACAUCCAGUGCCAGUUACACCAUCUCCGCAAGAUGCAAAUCUGGGGGUCCGGCUGAGGACUGGUCCAAAACUCCAGGUCCCAGUAGAUAUAACCGCACAGAUCCCAGUGUGUACCUGCCGAGGCAGCCAGCGUUCUCCAUGUUGGGUAGACAUGCUAAUGGAAGGGAGGCCACACAAUAUCCUGGUCCUGGAAGUCAUAACCCUGAGAAAGUGACUGCGCACAAGCCCAGGCCUCCUGCUUUCUCUUUAGGCAUCAGGCAUUCUGAGUUUGUCACUCCUUUAGUGGUAGAUUAGUAGUAUUUUGA